This is a messenger RNA of Penicillium pulvis, 849 nucleotides long. RefSeq names its product Saf4/Yju2 family protein. The record is from RefSeq and is a predicted model, not a curated record. Lineage: Eukaryota; Fungi; Ascomycota; Eurotiomycetes; Eurotiales; Aspergillaceae. Gene Ontology annotation, cellular component: U2-type catalytic step 1 spliceosome. The transcript is spliced from 2 exons. The coding region runs from base 1 to 849 and encodes 282 amino acids. Gene Ontology annotation, biological process: mRNA splicing, via spliceosome.
AUGUCUGAGCGAAAGGUUCUCACCAAGUACUAUCCCCCGGAUUUCGAUCCCUCGGCGAUCGGGCGCACGCCCAAACACCUCCGCCAGAAGGGUCCCAAGGUCAUCACAGUCCGAUUGAUGGCCCCGUUCCCUAUGAAAUGCACGAACUGUGGUGAAUACAUCUACCGUGGCCGCAAGUUCAAUGCCCGCAAACAGACCCUCGAGGAAAAGUACCUGUCUAUUCCUGUGUACCGCUUCUACAUCCGGUGCACAAGAUGCAGUGGAGAGAUUACAUUCAAAACUGACCCUAAGAACAUGGAUUAUGUGUGCGAAAGCGGCGCAAAGCGAAACUUUGAAGCAUGGCGGGACUCCAAGGACGGUAAAUACAAUGAAACACAGGAGGAAACACUCGACCGACUCGAGCGCGAAGAAAAUACAGAGCAGGAGCAAUUAGAACGCGACAAGAUGGCCGAAUUGGAAGAUAAGAUGCAGGAUUCCAAGCGGGAGAUGCAGAUUGCGGAUGCCCUCGACGAGAUUCGGACCCGGAAUGCGCGCAUCCAGCGCAACGAAGCAAAGGGUGAAGAGACAGCACUUGAAGUCGUUCGGGAUGAUCAGUAUGCGGUCAGGCUGCAGCAGGAGAAGGAAGAUGAAGAGGCCGCGCGAAGGGCGUUCAUGACAGCGGAUGGGGAAAGGAUCAAACGGAUUGUGGAGGACGAGGAGCCGAUUGUUGCGGCUGGGCGGCCUGAAUCGUCAAAGUCUGCGGCGGAGCAGAUGCCGCCACCAGCAACAACUUCGUUUGCUCGCGUCAAGAAAGCUAAGAAGUCGAGUGUCACCAAAUUGGGGAUCAAGAAGAAGCCGUCUUUGGUUUAA